UCUGUGUCGUCUGGCAACGAAGGUGACCUUCUCGUCCAUUUUCGUUUCUCCGGCUGGAGUGUUCGAAGCUACUAAUUUUCAAUUUUUACGAGAUUUACGUUAGCUGGAAGGAUGUUGGCCCGCGUCGUAGCUCGCAGGGCUCUUCAGCUUGCUCGCGGCAACACCAGGAAUUCGGUGACAUACGUUGAAGGAGAAGUCAAACACAUCACAAUGGAUGACCUUCCCAAAUUUUUGGGUCCGUACGAGGAAAUCCACAGUAAGACCCAGACAAAGUACAACAUUUGGCUGGCAGCCUCUGCCGCGUUCCUAGUCGGAACCAUGGCUACUGUUCAUUCGAUGGAGAUCCUUGAAUGGGGAAACCCUCCACCCAUGAAGAAUUAAUUCGGCCAUGCAGAAUUUAGAGCUGACUCGCUAGAAUAAAUCACAUUUUCCCUUGGACAUUUCUUGGCUGGGCUAAAGUUUCUCGCAGCUGCACCUCUUUUGUUGUAGAAAGAAGUGAAGAGAAUAAACAAGAAUGAAGUUUUUAA
Ornithodoros turicata is the source of this 527-nucleotide messenger RNA. RefSeq lists its product as uncharacterized. The transcript is spliced from 3 exons. The record is from RefSeq and is a predicted model, not a curated record. Bases 112 to 381 code for a protein of 89 amino acids. Lineage: Eukaryota; Metazoa; Arthropoda; Arachnida; Ixodida; Argasidae.